Messenger RNA from Ostertagia ostertagi, 3585 nucleotides. The record is from the annotation of a GenBank genome assembly. Lineage: Eukaryota; Metazoa; Nematoda; Chromadorea; Rhabditida; Trichostrongylidae.
AGAUGUAAAGGAUUUUUCUUGAAAUUUUCACUUUUUCAGAUACCAAAACUUCCUACUGGAGUGGCUUAUUUUGUCCGUAUCAAAGUGCUCGGAGCUCAUAACGAGAUUCUGGUGGAGACAGCGGAGAUCCGAGCCCGAAAUGAGAUCGUCUCGAUCAAAUGCGAAAGUGAUGAUCUGACAGCUCCUCGUCAUCUGGAAAUUACCCACGAAGGACAGUUUUCACUUGCUAUCAAAUGGGAUGCGCCCGAAUGUGGUUCCAUUGGAGAAUACCAGGUGGAACUGAUCGGUGAGGAGGUUCCGUUUGAUGUGCAUCGACAGACCGUCACACAACCACAUGUCUCCGUUACCAACCUUCUGCCGGCAACCAACUAUAAUGUCAAGAUUCGAGCCGUGGACCGACAACGUAGAAUUGGCCCAUGGAAUUCCGACGUCAUGCAGGCAAGGACCCAAGGCGAAAGCGUUCCCGUUUCGAGUGACAUUCGCCUCGUGUACCGAACGGACACCGAACUUCACUUCUCGUGGGAUCCGAUCAGCGACGAACGGGCGCAGCACUAUGAGGUGACGGCUGUGGAACUGUUGCCGGAAUCGCGACGUGUGGAGCGGGCUCGUGUUCCUCCGUACGUGUCCGGCCACACAUUGGCAGGACUUCUGCCCAACACCAAGUACAUUAUCGGUGUCAUCGCUUUCGUUGAUCAUGAACCCCAGUGGUGUACAUCUCAGCAGGCCGAAAACCUGACGGAGUAUCCUUAUGGAGAGCUGAGAGAAAAGACCGCAGUGACAACCGCAUGGUUAUCGGAAGGACCGAAGAGGUCACCAUGGCGAAGCGGCUGCCAGCGCGUGCGUCGGUGCAGCAGGGAUUCCGAGGAGAUCAUUGUUGAUUGGCCAGCCAAUCCGUGCUGCGAUUCCCAGGAUGGGCUAAGCCGAACGGUGAUGAGAGCGUUGCCCCCAUCGAUGGAUACGAAUAUCUUAUCCACCAAUCUGACCAACAGACGCCUCAUAGCGGUGCCUCGUACAUCGGUGGCACCUCAGUGGCGAUCCCUGACCUGCGCCCUUCGACUAGAUAUUCGUUCCGGCGUUACAGAGUCGCGUACAAAGAACGAGGCUCUUCUCGAUGGACCCGAGUCUACGGUUGUCCGCAGAACUUCCGUUGUCCAGCAGGUAUCGUAUAAUCUGACCAACGGAGUUGUUCAUGAUCCCGGAAGCACGAUUCAUUUCUCACUUAUGCGUCUAGCCGGAGUUGAGCAACCGUCCCUACAAGUGGGCCUCACCCAGCCACGCAUCGAGCAACAAGGACCCAGGAACGUGGUUUACUGGUCAACCACAGGAGACGCUUCACGACUGCUCGGUUAUCAGGUUGAUAUCCGAAGGGACGGCGAUCGAGAAUGGAGCGACCAUGGCGCCAUGGUCCCUGCGGAACCAUCGCAGACGCAUUUCCGCCAGUCACUUGGCCCCGUACCAGUUGCAACCUAUUACCUAAGGGUGAGAGCGAUCGACGCUAGCGGCGGUACUGUAGCCACUUCACCGAGCACCAGUUUCUCUGUCUCCUGUCAAAGUCCGAUCUCCCCUGAGAAUGUGCGCCUGGACAGAGUGUCAGAGGACCGGGUACGGAUCUCGUGGACAUUCCCUAGUGAAGAUCCAGCUUGCCAGACAUACUUCUUCAUCAGUGGCAUGCAGAAUGGCGUUCCAGUGAGUCAUCGAGUGCCUGGCAGUGAACGCAGUUAUGACAUUGAAGGCCCCGCCCGAGGCGAUUGGCGUGUUGAAGUACGGGCCGUGAAUUCGGCAGGAUCAGGACCAGCUUCACAGCAAGCAGUUUUCACCAGUGCGCAACAAUUCCGUAAGCAUAGCGUAUCGUCGCAGUGUUUGCGACCCUCGCACGGAUUUUUGGUGUCGUUCGGAUCACAAACAAUCAUCAGGCUAUCAGUACUUAGAAGCGCUGUCUCGCCACCAAGAGUGGAAGCUCGUGGAACGACUUCAUGUCAUGAGAAGCGAAGGCGACGGACGUGGCGUGUUCGGCUAACCGUCUGCAGUUCCGUAGCGAAACUCUGGAUGAAUCCUAUCGGUACUCAAAUUGUCCCGUACGUGGGCGACAACCAGGACUACUCCCAAACGCUCACUGGUCUUCAGAAGGGUCAUACCUACGCCGUACACAUUCAGGUCCUCGACAGGAAUUCUUACGUGAUGUAUGUGAGCCCAGAAGCGUCUGCAAGAAGCAGUUGCACAGCUCCCUCACACCCUCCGUCACACCUUCAAGUGCAAGCACCGGAUGCCUCCCACGUGCGAGUGCACUGGGCUCUUCCUCCUCAAAGCACAUGGGGCUGUGCCGAUAUUCAAUACGAAAUCCAGGUUGUUGAACCCCAAAAUAUGCCCCCAGUGAGUGUACCCGGGACCCAGACCAACCAUAUCUUCCCUAGUCAUCCUAAUCAACAAUGGUCAGUACGAAUUCGAGCCCGGAACUCAGCUGGGCAUUCAGCUUGGACUCCUUCCGUAGAAGUGCGAACUCCUCCCGGAGGCGAACUAAUUGUCGGGCCAAAUAUCGCUUAUCGGCAGGGAAUCCCAAUCCUCACAUGGCAAUCGAGAGAAAACGUCGAUGAUCAGAUUGAGAGUUUCGUCCUCGAAUGGAAAACAACCUCAGAAAGGGACUGGAGACAACACAGAAAUCCCAUACCGUUUUCUGGAUGGCAGCGACCGUACACCAUCGAUCUUGGUGAACUUCCCAAAGGGCACACCUAUCAGGUCCGCGUGGUCGUCAAGGACAGGAAUCGCAACGUCGCGUUCACAUCGCCGAUUGUCCAGGUGCAGACGCAGUCCGCUUGCACACCUCCCAGAAGAGCUCCCACCAACCUCCAGGUGUCACCUAUCGGACCGACCCAAAUCAGGCUCACUUGGGCUCCAUUGCACGAGUCGGAAUGGAACUGCGAUCGCAUGUGGUACAUUGUCAAAUACAGUACGCCAAAGAACCAGGGUUUCAAAAAUCUUACCCAGGGCGAGAAUUCAGUUGUGUUCGAGUCGGAUCCUUACACAAAAUGGAGCUUUGAAGUCCAGGCGGCUAACCCGGCUGGAGAAACUCAGUGGUCUCGCACCGAAACGGCUCAGACUCAGGACGCUUCCCCUGGCCCAGUCGUCGACUUGCGUGUGCAGCCAGUUGGACCGGAUCGGUUCCAAGUCAGCUGGAGACCUCCGAUCAAUCCAAAUGGUCUCAUCACUGGAUACGAAGUCACUUAUCAGCUGAUAGCAAGUGAGGGGAUGUGCGACCAACAGCAGGAUGCUCCACGAACGCUCUUCGUCACUUCGCCCAACCACGUAAUCACUGGGCUCCAUCCCCAUUCGCGCUACCGGGUUGGCGUAGCAGCGAAGACAACCAUCGCCGGUGAGCGCGUCUCACAGGAGGUGCAAACCGAACAGUCAGUGCCAUCUGCGGCGCCGGUCUACCUAAGAGUCGAGGAAGUUAGAGAGACCGACGCCAGCGCGAGCUGGCAAGCCCCACCCUGCCUACAGACCAAUGGCGAGAUCACAGAGUAUGAAUACGAAGUGACACAUGCGGAUCGACGAGCUGCUCCUCAAAGACAUCGCCAACAACGUCCGUGA